Trichobilharzia regenti is the source of this 3440-nucleotide messenger RNA. NCBI's taxonomy places the organism in Eukaryota, Metazoa, Platyhelminthes, Trematoda, Strigeidida, Schistosomatidae. The record is from the annotation of a GenBank genome assembly.
GUUUACUCUUUUCUAUGAGAAAUAGAAAUUUGUACUUUCGCUGAUUAAUAUAUACAUUUGAUGAUAUAUAUAUAUAUAUACUAAUUUUCUGUGAGCACUAGAAAUUUCGAUAGCAAUUAGUCAUCAAAUAAGGGAAAAGCACAAUAUAAACAAUACGCCAUUGAAUCCUUAAUAAUAGAUAUAUCUUACCCAAAGCAAAAUUUCACUGUUAUCAGUUGGAAGUAGAGACAUCUGUGAAUAUAACUAUUACUAAUUGCUCUCCUAACAUUAUUUGUUCAAAUGUCAACAAAAUUUCAAUACAAUAUUGAACAAGAAAGUCAAGAUAUCAUAUCUAGGAAGAAUACACCAGAAAAUAUGACUUCUAAUACAGCAUCCAUUUCAACCUCCUCAUCAUCUUCAACAUCAUCUUCACCACAACCACCAUUAUCAUUAUCUAAACAUGAAGAAGUUAAAAGUACUGAAGAGAAUUUAAAAUCAUGUGUUGCAAAUAAACAACAAACAGUUCGACAUUCUUUAACCAAUACUAAUCGAACUCCAGUAUACUAUUUAAGUCGAGGAAAUAAUUCACAACUGUAAAUCAUAUUCCUAACUGUGGAUUGUUAACAAACAAGCUUGGUUUAUUGCUUAGUCUUCGUGAUUAUGAAAGACGUUAUCAAAACAGGUAUGGUAGACUUCCUAUUAUGGUGAUGGAUGACUUUUUUCCCACAACAUUCAUUGUUGAUGAUCCUAAGGAACGUGAAGCUUAUUUAAAAAUACAUCAAAGUGAUGUAUCAAGUUUGUGGAUUUGCAAACCAAUCGGUCAAAAUCAAGGUAAAGGUAUAUUUUUAGUCAGGGAUAUUGAAGCGUUCAAAGUUCAGUUACAAAAGAGAGAUGAAGAAGCACGUAAUCAACCAUCUGGACUACCACCAAGAAUAAUUCAAAGAUAUAUCAUCAAUCCAUUACUUCUGGAUGGUUGUAAAUUUGAUAUUCGAUGUUAUAUUCUUAUAGCAUGUACAAUGCCUUAUUUGGUAUUUUAUCAUCCUGGUUAUAUUCGACGUUCAGCUAAACCAUAUUCAAGUGAUGAUCCAAACCUUGUUACACAUCUCACUAAUCAGUUUGUUCAGAAAAAGGAUCCAGGUUAUUCUGAAAUUAAAAACAAUACAGUCUGGAGUUGGACACAAGUUAAUGACUAUAUUAAUCAACAUUAUCAAGAAGAAAAGAAGUUACCUGUUGAUUGGGCGAAAACAAUUCUUCAGUGGAAAAUUCAAAGAAUUAUUCAUCAUAUUUUCACUACGGUAAAAAAUCGUUUAGCUGCAAGAGUUGGAUUAUUUGAACUACUUGGUCUAGACUUUAUGUUGGAUGAAAAUAUGAAGGUUUGGUUACUUGAAGUAAAUUCCAAUCCAGCAUUACAAACCCACUGUGAUGUCUUAAAAGAAGUUGUACCAGUUGUUGUGAAAGAUGCUUUACAUAUAAGCAUCGAAUGUUUUGAGAAAAGUCGUCAUCAAAAGUGUUUACUUCCUCUUCAUGGACUUGAAGAUUCAUCAGCCUUCAUUUUUUGUCAAAGAAGCAACAGAUAUGCAAGAUUUAGUUGGGAUGAUACUCCGGUUAUUAACAAAACCAAUGGUGAUUUAGGUUUACCACGUGGUUGGAAUUUACUUUAUAGUGAAUCACAAGCUGCUUUCCGUGCACGCUGGCCAACUGUCCAGUCUUGUAGUCUUCGUAGCUGGAUUCCACCAAGAUAUAAACCAGCAUUAAAUCAGGUCAACUUUGAGAUGAACGAACAAAAUAAAGAAAGUCAUACAUUAUCUCAAACAAUGAAGUCUACUGGUGUAACAGAUGAAAAUUUAAAGAACGCAACAACAGUGUUGAAUGAAAAUGAGGUUAAUUAUACGUCUAAUGAACGAAACAGUCUACAAAACAGUAAUACCAGACAAUUAUUUUAUCCGCGUACAUCUCUACCAGAAUAUAGAACAUUUGAGUACAGUUUGAGACGUUAUCCAGUCAUACCUAAUUCAAUGAAAAAUGUUAGAUUACCCAGACGAAGGAUUAUUGCCAGUCAAUCAUUUAAAAGUUCCAAUGAAAAUACGAAUGUUCAAGAUGUAUUAAAAACGCUUGCUGAAACUGAAUCUCUUAUCACAGUAGGUAAACCUAAUAAUCACAUCAUCACUUUUGAUGAUAAUAAUAACAGCAGUAAUAGCACCAGAACCAAUAAUAAUCGUCAAAUAUUAACUUAUCAGAGUAGAAGGAAAGAACGAUCCUUGUCGAAUACAAAUAGUCUUAACUCCAAACAUGAAUCAGAUGUUCUUAGUGAAGACGAGAUCUUAACUGGAAAGUCAAUUAAAAAAACCAAACUAAAGAUAUUAUCCAUACACAGAGAACCUAUUCACAUGGGUACAGUUCAUUUAGUUACAAAAGCCGACAUUGAUAAAGCAUUCAACGAUACUAAUAGCAAUAACAAGUCAAGCGACAUCAGUAAUAAUAAUACUGAAGUUGCUCCACUGAGUAUAAAUACAAAACGAGGAAGUCAGUUAACAAGAACUAACCAUUCAUCGGCUGGUGGUGCAUAUAGUUGUAAUAAUAUUCAGAGUAAAUUUACUGAUAAACGUCAUAAUAACUCAAAGAAGCUAAAUUUUAUUGAGUCUAGGAGUUCACUUCCAUAUGUUUAUGGAAAUAAAGGUUUAGAGAAGAAUAUAAGAAGUCGCAUUAUUCAUCAGAAGACAGAGGAAGUUAACAGACUAACUAUUAUUGAAUAUAAAUAACCAUGACAUUUAAAGAGGAUAGUUAUAUUCAUAUUGAUUUUAAUGUGAUUUAAAGCGCAAGUUCUAUUUCCUAUUAACUGCUUUUUAUUCCGCUUCACAAUAGAUUGUACAUUUUUAAUACUCCAUGUGUGUGUCGUCCAGUGUCUGUCUAGGAUUUUAUUCACCUUUGUUUUAUUUCAUAUGGUUUGAAAUAUUGUUACAUAAGAAAUAGUUAUAUGCGUAUUACGCAAUUUUGUCGAUUCUCAGCGAUUCGAUUUCAAAAAUGUGAUAUUUAUGAUACAUUUGCUUUAUUUCAUACACAAUAUGUACAUAUUAGAAAAAAUUUUUUCUGUUAAUAUUCCUAGUCAAUUUUAUUGUAUAAAUAUCAUAGAACUUUCAUUUAUUUUUCUCUAGUUUUUGAUUUUCCUCUCAUGAAUAAAUAACAAUUGUUAUUGUCAUCAGUAUCGUUUUUAUACGCUGAUGAUGUAUUUGCAAGAUUUGUUCACUAAGUAUAUUAUAUUGCUUUGUGUUCUACUUAUGAGACAUGCUUAUACACCAUUGACAUCAUGUGAAUAAUUCACGGGUGAAAUCAAUCAUUAGUAAUAGCUAUCUAGGCUUGCCAACUUGUAUGCAUUUUCGCCUACAAUUGUAACUUCUGUUUAUUGGCCUAUACUUCUCCUUGUUCUUUCCUCUGUGUUUACAGAUAUUUUAACAAUCUCGUUA